AUGAUUGAACAGUGUGAGCUCGCUUAUCAGCUUAAUAAUCAUCCAAUUUACACAAUUUCGGAACUAUGGUCAUGCCUAGUUUCACUUUUUGCCAUUCCAUCACUAAUUUACUUUUUAACUCGAAAAGUUAUGCUUAUGAGAUUCCAUGGAAAUUUGAAAGUUUUACUUAUGGCGUAUUUCUCGAGCCUUCUACUACUUUCCACAGUGACUUUUUUAGGAUAUAUAUAUCAAAUCACUAGUUCACAAGCCUCAAAUUCAAAGUGCGGUCUUCUAUUAGAAUCAAAAAUAUUUAAACUUUCACACAUUCCAUUACUAUUCAUGUUAACAUGUUCACUGCUUCUACCAAUUGGUUUUUCAAUUGAAAGAAGUAUUGCAUUAAGAAUGGCCAAAAAAUAUGAGCAUGUUCGGACAUUUCUCGGACCAAUUUUAGUGUUCAUAUUGGUAGGGAUCGAUUUUUUAGCUGUUGCUGAUUUAGAAAACGAAACGUUUUCUGGACCUUAUUUAUCAUUUAUACUCGUUCCUUCAACUUCAGCUACUCAAUUUAACAUUUUCUUCGUUUUUUUACUAGCUGUACAAAUAUUCAAUCUAAUCUGCAAUUGCUUUCUUUUGAAAAUUCAACGACGAUUAAACUUGAGGUACCUCCGUCGUGAUUGCUCACUAUCAUUACGGUAUGAAAUGGAAGAAAUAUCUCAAUCUUCAAAAUUCACCUUGAUAGUGAGUUUCACGCAUGCGUUGUUUGCUGGUUGGUAUGUUAUUUGUGCCCUGCUCACAAGAAAACUUGGAGAGUCAUUCUUCAACUUUCCCAGUCUUCAAUAA
Molecule: messenger RNA, 816 nt
Organism: Caenorhabditis elegans
Lineage: Eukaryota; Metazoa; Nematoda; Chromadorea; Rhabditida; Rhabditidae
Source: the annotation of a RefSeq genome assembly